GGCCCCACAUUUCAAGAUUUGGCAAGAAAUGUGAACCGUAAUAUCAGCAGUCUUUCUGAAAUAUUUGUGGGUCGUGCUGUGGGGUAUUUGAGUGGCUCUGUGAUUAGUGGAGUUCUUUUGGACUGCAUGAAUCAUUCUCUACUUUUGGGGGUGUCAAUGCUGGCCACCACAGUUGGUCUUUAUCUUAUCCCUUUCUGCAAGACUGCAGUAUUGCUGGUUGUCAUGAUGUCUGUCUUUGGCAUUUCAUUUGGCGCUAUGGAUACAGGCGGGAAUGUUCUCAUCUUGGCAAUUUGGGGAGACAAAGGAGCCCCACACAUGCAGGCCUUACACUUCAGUUUUGCCUUGGGUGCCUUUCUGGCUCCCCUUCUGGCUAAAUUGGCCUUGGGUACAACCACCAUGUCUGCUGAGAACCACACAGAGAAUGGCUUUCUCCCUCUAGCCUUGAACCAAUCAUCUGAAGCUGACUCAGGCUCUCUAUUUGGAGUAGAGAAUGGCUUUCUCCCUCUAGCCUUGAACCAAUCAUCUGAAGCUGACUCAGGCUCUCUAUACAAGGCCCUUCUAUGUCUCCUUUUCCUGUUCUUCUUUUUUUAUGUUGGAGCUGAGGUAACCUAUGGCUCUUACAUUUUCUCAUUUGCAACCACUCAUGUUGGCAUGGAUGAAAAGGAAGCAGCUGGCUUGAACUCCAUCUUCUGGGGGACCUUUGCAGCCUGCAGGGGCCUGGCAAUCUUCUUUGCUACAUGUUUAACAAUGGAAAUCCAGGUGGUGAGCAAUGUUGGCAGUCUGACCUCAUCUUUAUUUCUCGUGCUGUUUGAUAAGAACUCACUGUGUCUCUGGAUAGCAUCUUCAGUGUAUGGGGCCUCAAUGGCCACCACAUUUCCCAGUGGUGUUUCUUGGAUUGAACAGUACACAACCAUAAAUGGGAAAUCUGCAGCUUUUUUUGUAACUGGUGGUACUCUGGGAGAAAUGGCUAUUCCUGCAGUAAUUGGAAUUCUUCAAGGAAAAUACCCAGAUUUACCAGUAGUUCUGUACACCUGUUUGGGGUCAGCAGUAUUCACUGCUGUUUUAUUUCCUGUGAUGUAUAAAUUAGCUACUUUGCCUCUGGAUCAUCAGCGAAAGAGAAACAGAAAGAGCCAGAAAGCUCAGACUUCAAGAUUUGGUCUAUGGUAAACAGAACAAAAGAGAAGAUACAGAAAAGUGGAAUGAAAUGGAUUUCGAAAUGGUUGAGAUGAAUGACACAAGGAAGAAUUUCAGACAUCUGAAAAUAUUUUGAUGGUGCCCACAGCUGAUGUUGCCAACCAAUUCCUCUCCGGUGCAUUGACCCUAAACUCAGGAAGAAGAUGG
Molecule: messenger RNA, 1341 nt
Organism: Castor canadensis (American beaver)
Lineage: Eukaryota; Metazoa; Chordata; Mammalia; Rodentia; Castoridae
Product: sodium-dependent glucose transporter 1C-like
Biological process (GO): transmembrane transport
Molecular function (GO): D-glucose transmembrane transporter activity
Source: RefSeq, a predicted model, not a curated record